GGUGUCUGUCUCGCCGGGGUGCGCGGCGUUCAGGCCCGGCCGCCCGCGAGCAUGGCGGGCGCAAAGCGGCGCUCAGUGGCGGCCCCGCCGCCGCCGGUGGCCGAGGAGGAGGAGCAGCAGGCACGGGAGAAGAUGUUGGCUGCGCAGCGCGCGGACAACGCCGGGGAGGGCGAGGGCGUGACCCUGCAGCGUAACAUCACCCUGCUGAACGGUGUGGCCAUCAUCGUGGGUACCAUAAUCGGCUCAGGCAUCUUUGUGACCCCCACGGGCGUGCUCAAGGAGGCGGGCUCGCCCGGACUGGCGCUGGUAGUGUGGGCCGUGUGCGGGGUCUUCUCCAUCGUGGGCGCGCUUUGCUAUGCCGAGCUGGGAACUACCAUCACCAAGUCGGGCGGCGACUACGCCUACAUGCUGGAGGUGUAUGGCUCGCUGCCUGCCUUCCUCAAGCUCUGGAUCGAGUUGCUCAUCAUCCGGCCCUCCUCGCAGUACAUCGUGGCUCUGGUCUUUGCCACCUAUCUGCUCAAGCCGCUCUUCCCCACCUGCCCGGUGCCCGAGGAGGCCGCCAAGCUCGUGGCCUGCCUCUGCGUGCUGCUUCUCACUGCUGUGAACUGCUACAGCGUGAAAGCCGCUACCCGUGUGCAGGAUGCCUUCGCAGCUGCCAAGCUCCUGGCCCUGUCCCUGAUCAUCCUGCUCGGCUUCAUCCAGAUUGCAAGGGGUGACGUAUCCAACCUCAAUCCUGAAUCCUCCUUUAAAGGCACCAACCUGGAUGUGGGGAAGAUUGUGCUGGCUUUGUACAGUGGUCUCUUCGCCUAUGGAGGAUGGAAUUACCUGAAUUUUGUCACAGAGGAGAUGAUCAACCCCUACAGAAACCUGCCCUUGGCCAUCAUCAUCUCCCUGCCCAUCGUCACACUGGUGUAUGUGCUGACCAACCUGGCCUACUUCACCACACUGUCUACUGAGCAGAUGCUGUCGUCUGAGGCUGUGGCCGUGGACUUCGGCAACUACCACCUGGGAGUCAUGUCCUGGAUCAUCCCAGUCUUUGUGGGCUUGUCCUGCUUCGGCUCGGUCAACGGGUCCCUGUUCACGUCCUCAAGGCUAUUCUUUGUGGGAUCGCGGGAGGGCCAUUUGCCCUCGGUCCUCUCCAUGAUCCACCCUGACCUCCUGACACCUGUGCCAUCCCUUGUGUUCACGUGCAUCAUGACCCUGCUCUACGCCUUCUCCAAAGACAUCUUCUCCGUCAUUAACUUCUUCAGCUUCUUCAACUGGCUGUGUGUGGCACUGGCCAUCAUUGGCAUGAUCUGGCUCCGCUUCAAGAAGCCUGAGUUGGAGCGGCCCAUCAAGGUGAGCCUGGCUCUGCCUGUGUUCUUUACUUUGGCCUGCCUAUUCCUGAUUGCUGUGUCCUUCUGGAAGACGCCUGUAGAAUGUGCCAUCGGCUUCACAAUCAUUCUCAGUGGGCUGCCUAUCUACUUUUUUGGUGUCUGGUGGAAGAACAAGCCCAAGUGGCUCCUGCAAGCCAUCUUUUCUACGACUGUCCUGUGCCAGAAGCUCCUGCAGGUGGUCCCGCAGGAGCCCUAGCCCAGCUGCCUAGAAGCCGCAGGGGUAGAGCAUGCAGCCGUCUUCAGACCAUGCCCUCAGAAGAGCAGCUUCCGGCCCCUGAACUCCACCAGGGCCCAGCCUCCCCUGUAUCCCUCCGCGGACUGGGCAUCCACAGCAGUGGUCGAAACUCUGGUACGAAUUUACCCUGGAAGAUGAACAUCUGCUCAUGGCUUCCUGGGCGCAAGGGACUUCUGUCACCUUAGCCCUGCUCCUUUUUUUUAAAUUUAGUUUCUCUUUAACUUAAACAUGGGGUCACCUUGAUACCCCUGAGGUGAUUUUUUAAUUUUAUUUGAUUUUUUUCACGGAACUGAAGAUUGAACUCAGGCCCUGUGCUUGCCAGGGAAGCGCUUAUUCUACUGAGCCAUCUCCCUUGUCCUGAGGUAAUUAUUUUUUAAAGAGCUGGGGCAGAGAGACGAGGUAAUUUUCUCGCCUAAUGCUGUCUGCCUCAAGGGACCAGAUUACUGUCACAGGGUGCAUGGAACUACUGAAACUCGGAUGUCACUGUCAUGGCCACACAUUGCACUGAUGGUCUGAAAGCUCCACAGUGUGUGGCUGGCUCUCCCCACUCUCUUUCUCGCAGUGCUGGGAGGGACCCCAGCACGCUAGGCAGUGCUCACACGGAGCCACCCCCAGCCCUGUGAUUCUGUACGGUCAUAAAUGAAUGAGAGAUGAAGAUGACCCCCUCAAUAUACCAGGUCCCUCUGCUAGGAACUGUAGGUGCUAGGCAGCAGUCACCAGGGUGGGCAGCCCAGGGUUUCCCACAGCUGUCUCAGUUCUCUGGCAAGACCUGGUCUCUGCCCCCAGAUCAGGCUGGGAGGAGAGGAUAUACAGCAGGGACUUUGGGACACCCUUGGGCCAUGCUUUGGGCUAUGCCUGGGCCCCAGAUCACUGCCUACAUCAGGAAGAGUGGGCAGCUCUAGGGGCCUCUGUGCACCUUGGUAACUUCAGGUGGUUGGGACGUGGACAGGUCCUGGUGCCUCUAAGGGGAACCACACCUCACAGGGGUGGGAAGCUCAGGGUUCAGAGUGCUGGCUCAUCCUGCCUGCCCUCCACCCUCGGGGAGACCUAGCCAACUUGGAAGCCCUUCUCUGCUGCCAUACUCAGCUGACCUGGCCCCAGGGUCUGGUCCUUGGGGGGGCUCUGUUUCAAAGCAUCUUGUGUAACCCUUUGCUCUGUGUUUUGUCCUGACAUCUUACUGAUGGACACCAUGUUUAUUUAUUCCUGUGGCCAGCACUGCCUCCUGACUUUGGGAGCCACCCCAACCCACCCCAUCCCUGUGACAUCCAGAGAGUGACACAUAUGACCAGGGUAUCUUCAUUAUGUUCAUGGCUAACCUGUUACACUAGCUUGUUAGGAUGGGUAGUGCUGUUGUAUUGUGAGGUUUGGGUGGGUUUUUUUUGUUUUUUGAGUUUUUUUUUUAAUAAAAAGCAGUUGGAAUUCUGAUGCUUUCGUGUUCUCUCCUUUCUGCACCCGAUUCUGCUUGUGGAUGCUCUGGGAUUCCUGGGGCCUGGCUCUCACACAGGGUUCUGCCUGGGGGUGUCCUUCACCACAACCUUCCCCCACAAGCCCCUGGUGCCAGGACUGGGCCUGGAGGAGAACAAGGGCUUCCUGGGCUGAGUGAGCCAGGACCUGGCUGACACACUCCAGUCCCCAGGGGAGAAGGUUCAGGUUGAGGCUAAGGCAGGAGGGGCUUGGCCUGGCAGGGCAGGCAUGGGACCCUGGGGAUAACAGCACUUGAAGGGCUAGGUCAGGGUGAGACCAGGAACAACAGGA
Octodon degus (degu) is the source of this 3366-nucleotide messenger RNA. It is a transcript of the gene Slc7a5, whose product is annotated as solute carrier family 7 member 5. Bases 52 to 1572 code for a protein of 506 amino acids. The record is from RefSeq and is a predicted model, not a curated record. The transcript has 10 exons. NCBI's taxonomy places the organism in Eukaryota, Metazoa, Chordata, Mammalia, Rodentia, Octodontidae. Gene Ontology annotation, cellular component: membrane. Gene Ontology annotation, molecular function: L-amino acid transmembrane transporter activity; neutral L-amino acid transmembrane transporter activity. Gene Ontology annotation, biological process: neutral amino acid transport; amino acid transmembrane transport.